Molecule: messenger RNA, 1142 nt
Organism: Populus euphratica (Euphrates poplar)
Lineage: Eukaryota; Viridiplantae; Streptophyta; Magnoliopsida; Malpighiales; Salicaceae
Exons: 9
Coding region: 124-843 (239 amino acids)
Biological process (GO): protein ubiquitination
Cellular component (GO): membrane
Molecular function (GO): zinc ion binding; ubiquitin-protein transferase activity
Source: RefSeq, a predicted model, not a curated record
UUCUCUUUCUUUAAUGUCACGUUUAAUAGCUUCACAUGUUGUCAAUCAUUUUUUGUGCCUUUCAAAAGUUCUAUUCAUCGUCAAAGGAAAAUCUAUCAUGUCUUUCAAAUUUGUGAACAAAGGAUGGGGGAUCAUUUUGUGUUCCUGGUGGAUGGGUUGCUAACUGAAUCCACCCUUGAAGCUGCCAUUGCGAGCCAAAAUCGAUUGUGGCUAUCUGUACCUUCUGCAAAUAUGAGUUCAUCAACAGGAGAAUUAGAAGAGUGUAGAAUUUGCCAUGACGAGGAUGAUGACAAAAACAUGGAGAUACCAUGUUCUUGCCGUGGCACUUUGAAGUAUGCUCAUCGGAAAUGUGUCCAGAGGUGGUGCAACGAGAAGGGUGACAUUAACUGUGAGAUCUGCUAUCAGCAAUUCGAGCCUGGUUAUACAGCUCCGCGCCCUUUGUUUCGUUAUGGUGGAAUUCCAAUGAAUUUCAGAGGAGAUUGGGAGAUACCCACAAGGGAAUUGCAUGCUCCUCCAUUUAUACCGAUGUUUACUACCGACCGUGAAUAUUUGGACUCUGAUUUCGAAGAGUAUACUUUACCCUCUCCUAGGAGCGUGAUGUGCUGCCGCAUAGUUGCUAUUAUAUUUCUGGUUCUUUUGGUUUUACGCCAUACGCUUCCUAUCAUAAUUAGUGGAGCCGGAGAAUACUCCAUGACAUUGUUCAUGUUACUGAUAUUGAGAACAGUUGGGAUCCUUCUGCCUAUUUAUGUCAUGGUCAGAGCAUUUACCGCUAUCCAACGUCGGCGCCGCCAGCAGGAGGAUCCUCCUUUCCCCCUUUCAGAAACAGACGAAGAAAAUGUUUAAACGUCCGGUGAUCGGUGCAGCCACCUCUACAUGACAGGAUGACGAGUGUACAGCAAGUCGAAGUUUAGAAUCUAAAUUUCUGUCAGUGCUGAAGAGGGUUUAACAUCACAAUCAAGACAAUCAAUUGUUGUGCAUUUACACUCCAAUCAAACGGAUAGAAUUUAGAGUUAGGAAACUUGUGUACAGUUACGUUGAUAUUAAACAGCAGCUGCUCGAUUGCAUCAUGCUAUAUGCUAUCAACAAAUGUUUUUUCAUUUCUUUUGAAGCGAGAAAAGGAGCAUUAGAUUUAUUCUUGAUUC